CACAUCCUCAGCGUCAGGGGUUCAUUCCAGGAUCUUUCCCGUGAGUCCCAGGGAAAGCAACAACUGAAGGCAGAGGAGGAGACACGCGAAACAGAGGUUUUCUUCUAAGGUCUGUUUGAACACUUCUUGAUUGUUUUCAUCAUUGGAUGAGUCUGAAAAGAAGUGGAAGCAAGGCAUGGGAAGCCUUAAAAAGGAGAAAGAGCUUCCUGGAGUUUUUUAAGUGUGGUGCAGAAAAAGGAAGUCAUCGAGUCCCCUCAUCUUCUCCGUGUAAACAUCACAAAAAGGUUUGGAAGUUGUGCUCCUGCAACAGGGAUGUGAAAUGAUGCAAAAGGCAAAGAAAGGCACAUUCCAGUGGGAAAUAAGGACCGUGUCCUAACAGAGAGGCUGCUCAGCCACCAGAACAAGCUGCCAAGAGCAGCACUAUCUUUGUAUGCAGGGGAAAUCGAGAGGAGCCUUUAUGAGAAAGAUGCUUUCACGGAGAGAGGAGUGAUCUGCUUCCAUAAAGCCAUAAGUCACUGGAAACCUAUCGACUGUGACGUGCAGGAGAGUGAAUUCCAUGAUUUAACAAUCCCUUUUGGCCUUAAAAUGUAUCCAUCUAUGACAGAUGUCAGAGACGUUCCUCAGUGGAGAGGUGGACUCGCUUCUCAUGGAGACACAGAGGACAACAACAAUCCCUGCAAUCGGUUACUGCCCUUCCCCAAACUCAGCCUGGGGCAACGCUCCCUCCUCAGCCACGUUUUGGGGCUGGAGGAAAGAGCAGCAGCAGCCAGAGAAAACCGUCUGUGUGCUGCAGGUGAUGCACUCCUGGCUUGCCACAGAUCCUACAAGUCCCGACCUACCCAUGGAAUUGGGAAGUUUAAAUACCUGCUCCCAAAGGAGCUUCCAAAGAGGAGAAAGGAAAAAGUGCAGAUGAAAGAGAUCAAUGCUGGCACCGAGUACCAGUAUGGAGACAUCAACAUCCAGAUGACUUCCUAUGAUCUGUGCCUGGUGGAGCAUUUUGCUCAGUACGUCCACAGACUCUGCAACCGCCUCUCCAUCCGGGUCAACGAGAGCUACGCCAUGCCCACCAAAACCAACGAGGUGCUGUUCCUGGAAGAGAAGGGAUCCAAAAUGCAGCUGGAUGCAGUCCUUACCACCCACCAGAGGGUUGUCCAGAUCUGCGGUUUGAGCUCGACGUUUGCUCCCAUACUGCUGGAAAUCAUUCAGAGUAGCCAGCCUGAGGGGGUGCAUCUGUUGAUGAAACAGCACACGGAAGCCGAUUUCAAGAGCCGACUGAAGUCUCGACCAGAGCUGGAAGAGCUGCUGGCAGAAAUGUCCUGAGGUGAGGAACAGUGUGCCAUCCAUGGGCUCUUCCAGCCUCCAGAGGGUGCUUCCAUGAGCUCUGUACUGAUGACUUGGUGAAUUGGAAGGAAUUCCCACUGUUGGCAACCAGCCUGUCCCAAUAAAAAUAAAUGAUGUGUUUGUUUCUAA
Messenger RNA from Vidua chalybeata, 1470 nucleotides. RefSeq names its product mitochondrial ribosomal protein L48 (gene MRPL48). NCBI's taxonomy places the organism in Eukaryota, Metazoa, Chordata, Aves, Passeriformes, Viduidae. The record is from RefSeq and is a predicted model, not a curated record. The transcript has 8 exons. Gene Ontology annotation, cellular component: mitochondrial ribosome. The coding region runs from base 586 to 1320 and encodes 244 amino acids.